AUGGCUGCUUCCCGACCCUUUAAUAACCAAGGCUAUCUCCAAAACGGCGGCAGCGCUUUGCCUCCUGGAGCUGCACCCCUUCUACCGAACCAGGGACGGGUUAUUCAGACCGGGCCGAUUCGAGUUCUUUGCAUUGCAGAUGUUCGAGGAAAUUUGAGAUCGCUGAACGAGCUCGCCAAGCAAGCACGCGCUGACCACAUCAUCCACACUGGUGAUUUUGGGUUUUACGACGAGACUUCGCUGGAUCGUAUCGCCGAAAAAACUCUCAAACAUGUCGCACAGUAUUCGCCCUUGAUCCCCGACCCGGUGAAGAAGGCUAUCCAACAGGGAGGAAAUGGUCCUGUCAAGACCCGAUUUCCCUCCAGUGACCUUCCUCUCUCCGAGCUUCCCCUGCUGCUAAGUGGUGAGGUGAAGCUUGAUGUUCCAGUCUAUACCGUUUGGGGUGCUUGCGAAGAUGUCCGUGUAUUGGAAAAGUUUCGAUCCUCGGAGUAUAAGGUGCCCAAUCUGCAUAUCAUUGACGAGGCCCGUUCGAUGCUGCUGGAGAUUGGUGGCGUGAAGCUCAGGCUCUUGGGACUCGGUGGCGCUGUGGUCAUGCACAAGCUGUUCGACAACGGCGAGGGUCGAACCACUAUUGCUGGCGGCCAGGGCACGAUGUGGACGACUUUGCUACAAAUGGGAGAGCUGGUAGACACCGCACACCGAGUCUACGACCCUACCGAAACCCGCAUCUUCAUCACACAUGCCUCUCCUGCCCGAGAAGGCAUUCUGAAUCAACUGUCUGUUGCCUUGAAAGCAGACUUCUCCAUCUCCGCUGGUCUGCAUUUCCGAUAUGGUAGUUCAUACAACGAGUUCAGCGUCAACCCGACUCUGGAUCACUACCGUGGAAAGCUGGCUGCUUCCAAGGCUUCUUUCAAUGAUGUCUGGGAGACGGUGAAGGGGGAAGUUGAGCCAGCCAUCGCGCAAAAUGAAGCUCAGCAAAACCUGCUCAAGAACGCACUGCAAAUUGUCGAAAAGAUGCCAACUACCGCAGCCGGUGGUAAUCCUUUUGGCGGCCCUGUCACCGGCCAAGCUGCUCUGGGUCAGGUCGACGAAAGUGCUUUCAAGAACAUGUGGAACUUCAAUCUUGCUGACGCUGCAUUCGGCUACCUGGUUCUGGAAAUUCAGGAUGGCCGCAUAGGCACCGAGAUGCGUGCGCAGGGCUUCAAUUUCUCGCACCGGGGUGCCAAGCAACAGCCAGGCUCUGCUCCUCCUUCUACUUCUACUACGGGUGCUAACCCCAGCACUCCUGCGCCUCUUACUACAUCUACCCAACCUGCUGCUUCUACUGGCAGGCAAGCACCUCCAGCUCAGCAGCCCAAGGGAGCAGCUGCUACAACUCCUUCAUCCGGGCCAGCCAAACCCGCCACACCGCAGCCAGCGCAGCCAGCGCAGCCAGCGCAGACGUCCAAAUCCGUUCCGAGCAAUAAAGACAGCGAAAAGUCCUCUCACGUCACAAAUGGAUCUACUAACGGCCCUGAACCGGCGUCUUCUCCUGCUCCUAAACCUUCUGCCUCCGACAUUGUUGGUCUGUUCAUAAUGAAUGUGAGCAGUGAAGAGCAGUGCCGCGAUUUGUUUGAUGAGGCAGACAGGAGCAAAAUUGCGAAGAUUGAGAAAUGGGGCAAUCAAAACAAGGUUGUCCAUUUCAAGACGGCUGAGGAUCGAGACAUGGCCAUGACUCGAUUACCCGACGAAAUAAAGACACGUACCCAAGAGGACCGAUCGAGACCUCUUGUCAAAGUUUUUCAACAUCGCGAGGGCAAGACUUUCAGCAACCGGGGCGGCGCAGGCACGUGGGGUGGUAAUGCUCGCGGUGGUGCCACUGGCAGCGGAUAUGGCAACAGCGACUCCGAGAGCAACCGACGCGUUGGACGCGGUGGACGCGGUGGACGUGGCAGUGACCGAGGUCGCGGUGGGCGAGGACGCGGUGGCUUAAAAGGUGACGCUGGUGCUUCAUCUCCAGCAGCAACCCCAUCGACACCCGCGGAAUAA
Ustilaginoidea virens is the source of this 2028-nucleotide messenger RNA. RefSeq lists its product as uncharacterized. The transcript has 3 exons. The record is from RefSeq and is a predicted model, not a curated record. Bases 1 to 2028 code for a protein of 675 amino acids. Lineage: Eukaryota; Fungi; Ascomycota; Sordariomycetes; Hypocreales; Clavicipitaceae.